This is a messenger RNA of Ostrinia nubilalis (European corn borer), 1272 nucleotides long. Its product is annotated as gustatory receptor 5a for trehalose-like. Gene Ontology annotation, molecular function: taste receptor activity. Gene Ontology annotation, biological process: detection of chemical stimulus involved in sensory perception of taste; sensory perception of chemical stimulus. The coding region runs from base 1 to 1272 and encodes 423 amino acids. The transcript has 9 exons. Gene Ontology annotation, cellular component: membrane. The record is from RefSeq and is a predicted model, not a curated record. NCBI's taxonomy places the organism in Eukaryota, Metazoa, Arthropoda, Insecta, Lepidoptera, Crambidae.
AUGUCGGCAAAUAAAAACACUAGUCAGAAUAAAUUGAUUUUGCCAGAUCAACCUUAUCAUGAUAGUUUCCUCAACACCAUGUCUAAAACCUUCCACUGGGCUCGGCUUUUCGGGGUGAUGAGUAGAGGGUCUCGGUGGUGGAAUUUGUGGGCUAUAAUUCUUCUAGCUACUCUUUUUGUCAUAGAAGUAGCUGCUAUUUGGAAGGUAAUAAAAGCGUUGGCUGGAUGGGCCGUGGACACUGCAGGGCAUCGCAGCGUUACAGCCAGACUUUCCGGAACAAUGUUCUACUCAACUGUAAUCGCUUCUCAAAUAUUAUGUUCACGGUUAUCAUUGAAUUGGAAUACUUUAUCAAGCUACUGGAUGUCGAUCGAACGAGCGGUGGCUAUCAACACAACUCCGGACCCGACGAUAAGGACGCGAAUGAUUACCGCUAUGAGUAUCAUGGCGGUUUUAUCUACUUUUGAACACCUGAUAAGUAUUAUAGCAUUGAUCGGUUUUGAUUGCCCGUCCCACCUCAUUUUGAGACGCUAUACUGCGAGAUCGCAUGGCUUCCUGUUUUUAAGAGAUGACUAUUCAGUGUGGUUCGCCGUGCCACUGCUAUUCAUCAGCAAUAUAGCGACAAUACUGUGGAACUUCCAAGAUACACUGGUCAUUUUGAUAUGUAUGGGGCUCAGCUCGAGGUACAGCAGACUUAACCAAUACGUAGCCAGCGUAUGCGUAGCGGAAAACAAAAUUGGGCAAGAAAACAUGAAAGCAGAAGUCGUCAGAGUAUACUCCUGGCGCAAGAUCAGAGAAGCUUACGUAAAGCAGGCUGCGUUGGUUCGAAAGCUGGAUGAAGCUUUGGGAGCAAUUAUACUACUCACUUCUUUUGGAAAUUUCUACUUUAUUUGUUUACAAUUGUUUCUGGGCAUAACGGAAGGUCUAUCAAGCACAUCCACGCUCAAGCUGGUGUAUUACCUGGUUUCGUCACUGUGGCUGGUCAUCAGGUUCACAUGGAUGGUUCUGGCUGCAGCCGACGUCCAUGUCCAUUCCAGAAACGCACUGCAGUACCUUCAUAGCUGCAAUUCGAAACACUAUAAUGUAGAGAUAGAGAGGCUGCAGAACCAGCUGAAUAAGGACUAUGUUGCUUUGACUGGAGUUGGAUUUUUUUCCAUAGAAAAAAAUAUACUUUUGCGGAUGGCAGCGGCAGUAGUCACGUACGAGCUGGUACUUAUCCAGUUUGACGACAAAGGUUCUUCGGACGUCCCAGGCAAUUCUACUGGUCUACAAUAA